Molecule: messenger RNA, 6430 nt
Organism: Uloborus diversus
Lineage: Eukaryota; Metazoa; Arthropoda; Arachnida; Araneae; Uloboridae
Exons: 17
Coding region: 259-1665 (468 amino acids)
Molecular function (GO): RNA binding; metal ion binding; protein binding
Source: RefSeq, a predicted model, not a curated record
AAAACUUUUGUUUGAUGUUGUCAUUCAGAAGUUUUGUACUAAGUGUGCAAAAGUUAAAUCGUUCCCCUACCCGAUGGAAAUGUGAUUAAUGUUUCAAGUUUUAUAACUUUUAAGCAGAUUUAUCGCUUUGAAACAAUAUAUAAUUGACUCAGCGUUUGAGAAUUUUAAGUAGUGACUAUUUCAGAUGCAACUGUUGUACAAUUCUGCUGUUGUGCAUCCAGUUCAAUAUUGGAACAAAAUUUAUCAUUUAAGAAGAAAAUGUAUAGUAUUUUCCAAUUUUUCUUAAAUGGAUGGAAACGAUCUCCUGAGCAAAGUGUAGAAACAGAAUCUUCAGAAAAAGAUAGAUUUUAUGAAAGUAAAGAUAAAGAAAUAGCUGUUGCAGAAGCACAGACUGAUGAAAAUGCAGUUGAGUUACUUUUGGAAGAAGAAGGGAAACUAAAGGCAGAACGAAAAAAAGCCAAGAAAAAACGCAAAAAAGAAAGGAAAAAACAACAGGAGUUAGAACAAGACCCAAAUUCUGAAACAAACAUAGAUCCUUCCAGUGCCUUUGUAGCAGUUAUUGCCAAAAAACAUAGAAACAGCACAUCUUCUGAAGCUCCAAGUAAAGACUGUUCUGUCCAGACAUCCAAUCUCCCAGAUGAGGAUGAACAAAUUGUGAUAUUGAGAAGCAGGGAGCUUGCACGUAAAGGAAAUGCUUUAGCAACUUUAGGUUUAUAUUCCAAGGCUGUAAACUUAUUUAGUGAGUCUAUUAAGGUGUAUCCUGCUGAAUAUAGGUUUUAUGGUAACCGUUCCUUAUGCUAUGAACGCAUGGGCCAAUAUGAAAGAGCUUUAAAAGAUGCAGAAAAAUCCAUAUCUUUGUGUUAUACAUGGCCAACGGGGUACUUUAGAAAAGGUCAAGCUUUGCUAGGUCUUCAAAAGUAUGCUCUUGCGGAGGAAUGUUUCCUGAUGGGGCUGAAAUAUGAUAGUAAGGCUAGAGAGGUUUUGACAGAUUUACGCAAAGUUAGAAUUUUGCAAAUUAUGGAAAAAGGAUAUUCCAAAGAGCUAGCAGAAUCAGCCCUUUUAAUGUGUGGAUCUGUUGAAGAUGCACUGGAGGAGCUUCAAAAAGGUUCUGUAACGGCAACUAAAACAGAUGACAGUGAGAUUUUUGAUUCUGACGAUGAAAGAGAAUUCUGGUCUGCUGCUACAAAAUUUAAAAAAGAAAACAAAAUAUAUGAUAUUAAAACAGACCCUAAAAACCCAGAGCAGCACAAUUCCCUUUGGAUUGGCAAUGUACAACCUGAUGUCACUGAAAAAAAAAUGUUGAGUUUAUUUUCAAGGUAUGGGGAAUUAGUAAGCAUAAAAAUAUUGCCUGAAAAAUUUUGUGCAUUUGUCAAUUUUAAAAGUAAAGACUCACCAGGAAAAGCCAUGGCAGCCUUGCAGGGUCACUUAUUACAUGGUGCUAACCUUGAUAUUCGAUUUCCUAAUUUGCCUGGCGAGACACGUGAUAAAAAGAAAUCUGUUGUCUCUCCUCAAGCUGUAAAGCCAAAACUAGCACCUGUAAAUGGAGAUGAGUGCUAUUUUUGGCGAACUACAGGCUGCACAUAUGGAGAUCAGUGUCGUUAUAAGCAUGUGAGAACACAUAAAGGCAUUGAUAAAAAGAAAUGGAUGGCAAAAUCUGAUAUUUAAAUCCAAUUUAGUGUCCUGUUUUAAGUGUUUUCUAAUUGCAGUAGACCCUUGUUUUACGUGAGGUGGGGGAUUAUGUUCCACGGAAAUGCCGUGCAAAUUAAAACCGCUUAAAUUAAGACUUGAUAUUAGUGUUAAAAUAGGGGUUAGGUUCCAUAGAUUUAAAAAAAACCUGCAUUCUAACGAUAGAUAAAUAGGUAGUAAUGUGUACUUAUUCCGAUACAUAUGCACAACAUGUAUAAUGAACACAUGAAUUAACUUAUUGUUCAUAAAAAAAGAGCUGAUUAUGAUAGUCUUUUGGCGGCCAUUAAUUGAAUCGUUUAUUUAAAAAACAGUUUAGCGACAAACAUUAAAACUUCAAAAAAGGACUUUUACCUUCAUAUUAAAAAUUUCCUAUAAGAAUUACCAUGUUUUAAACUGAAAGGGAUGCAUAUUUGGGUAUAUUUCCUUCAAUAAACAAUGUUGCAAUUCUCAUUGAAUAAUUUGAUGAUACAAUGAUAUAUAAAUGUUUUACUAAAAUUAGCAAUUUUGGUAUUUGACUUGUUCAUGAAACAAAUGAUUCAGUUAUUUUUCUCUGUAGUUCUUUGUGGGGAAUUAAUGCAUCCAUGAUCACUCGAGUCACUUCUAUGGCGGGAUUUUCCUUCAUUAACGAAUCAGAAACGUCAUUUGCAAUUGUUAAGAAAUGGCUCAAAAUUUUCAUUUGAAAGCUUUUGGUGGUGCGUCACGGAUUGCAGUAUCCUCGUUGGUUUGAUUCUCCUUCGUCUCUUCCUCACUUCUGAAAGCUCUUCUACCAAUAGACUCAGAAUUGUGUCAGUUUAAUAACUUAACUUCUGGAAAGAGCUCUGGAAACAGUUGCAAAAAAUGUCUCCAGUGGCCCAAGCUCGUUUAUUAGCACACCAAAAAGCAGUUUAAUGCAUGUUAUCUUCAAUCUCAGGAGCUUUGAUUUUGAAAGAAGGGAAAAUUUUAUCUGUUUGCAAUGCCGCAUUCACAUAAAUCAAAAUUCAUCCACGUAAAAUAAAAUAAAGGUGUCAAAUCCUCAACCACGUAUAAUCAAAUCGAUAUUGAAUAAACCUGCGUAAAAUGAGGGUUUACUGUAGUUUGAAAGGAUUUUUAAAGAGCUGUUUUGCCCCAAAAUAUUUAAAAUAUUUGUUUCAUGGAUUAUUCAGCUUGCGUUUGACGAACCUCACCGGUCGACCAGUGAGUAACUGGUUUCUAACCGUAGCGCUCUUGAGAGCUACCGGUUAACUGGUUGCUUCUGAUGUUGUUUCAUGAGUCUCACCAAUUGAUUUGCCGGUCGACCACAACUCUAGCUGGUUGAUUGGUUGAUGGAACCAUGUGACAUUUUUGACCAAUUAUAUGUAUUUUUCACUUGCGCGUUAUUCGUCUGCGUCAUGUCUGCACAAGUAACCAGUGAUGAACUGAAAGCGUUCGAUGAAGCAUUGGUUCGUGAACAACCGGUUAGUAACCGCUGACAUCAUUGCUGUCACGUGAUUAACCAACUGGUCGCUACCGAUCGUGCUCGUCAAACGUAAGCUCAGCAAAACACAAAGUUUGCAAUCCGGUUGUUUAAAAUAUAAGUACUUAAAAAAUAUUUUCAGUAUAUGUAUAAAAAGAUGUUUCAAUUCAAUGAGUAAAUUUUAACCUUUUUUCAAAGGACAAUUAUUUCCAUCCAUUAAUGCUUUGGAUGGAAUUAAUUGGAUUGUUCAAAAAAUGUUUUACUAAUUUAUUAAUUAUUGCAUGAAAUUUAAUUUUCUCAAUUAGCUUUUCAAUUUUUAUUUUUACCACUUAAAACCUUGAAUAGUAUGAAAGAAAAAUACCAACGGGAACCUUAAUUUUUAAUUAUGUCUUGCUUCAAAAUUUGAGCCAAUGAUUUCUUUCAGUGGUAAUGUUUGUUACUUUGAUGACAAUUUAUUUUAAUCCAAAUUUUAAUACAUUUUUGUAAGUAAAUUUGAAAUGCUGAUAAUAUGAACUUUUAUUUAAAAAUUAAAGACACUCACCUAUUUCCCGUACAACAAACAUUUUUUUUCAUCUUUGAUUUUAAUUAGAAUUAAUUCUUAGAAAAAAAUAUUCCUCAAAGAUAUUCUUCAAAAUUUUUGAAAUUAUUUAUUUGUAUAUAAUGUUAUAGAUUAGUUUUUUUUGGUGAUUUAGAUGACUAAUGCAUAAGUUAUUUUUUUGACUUGCAUUUCAUUUAAGUGUUAUUAUUAAGAAAUGUGCAAUGUUUUGUGGGUUUUUCAUUUAUUUUUUUUCAAAAGAGAAAGACUGAAAAUUUCUGCUAAGAUAGAGUAGUUUGCCAUAUCAAUUUCAUUGUUCUAAUUUACAAAAAAAUUUAUACAAAAUUUAGCUUUUUUUUUCUUAUAUCUUUUCAUGUUUUUCUUGCCAAUUAUAAAAAUUUAAUUUUGGAUAAAUAUAUUUUUAAGCUCUUUUUUCAAAUAUGAGCUGAUAUUUCUAGACGAAUAUGUACAGUAUAGUUUGUCUUGUUUACAUCAUCAUCAUCAUCAUUGUCUUUGUUAUUGCUGCUAUUAAAUGUUAUGCAAGUGUUUUCUAUUUUCCCUCAUAGUCUUUGCGUAUCACAUCUAUGCACAAACACUUUGGUUGAAUUUGCCAAUUAAGUUUUACUCUUAGAAUAGUUUGAUGCAAAAAUAGUUUAAAGUUUCAGUAAGGUUUCAGUUUGCCAGAAACUGACAAAAAUUCAAAAUCUUGGAAGACAGAAAAAAAAAAAAAAAUGUUACCAGAAAAGUUAUUUCUUAGAGUUUUUUUUGGUAAAUUCAGUCCAACAUUAAAUAUUUUUGUUCUGAAGGAACUAGUCACCAAGAUAUUUUUUUAGUUACUUGUUUUUUUUAACCCUGGUUAUAUAACAUUGAUAAAAAAUCUCUGUAUUUUUGAUCAAUAUCAAAAUUUAUAAUUUGUAACUGUCAAUGACAAUGAAGCUUCAUUGAUUCUAGCAUGUAUUGACAGCCUGGAUAUGACAUCCAUAGACCACAGUUUAGCCCUUGUUGUGAGCUCAUCAGUGUUGUAUAGUCAAUAACCAAACUGAAAACAUGUUCUCUCAUUGAAGGUGGUAAAAGCUUUUACAUUUAUUUUACAAGUUGAGCCUCACCAUUGCUUGUGGAUUCUCAUUGGUGCGCUAAAUUAGUUUAAACUACCAGUUUGUGGGUAAUCUCAGCUUCAAUGAGAGAACAUCUGCUUCCAGCUUUGGAAUGGACUAUUCCAGACUGAUGAGUCCAUAACAAAGGUGAAACUGGAGUCUCUGGAUAUCAUAACUGAGUUGUUGGUAAUGCUCGUAGUUCUGCCUUAUCUUUGGAUUGAGGUUGGAAACUUACCCCUAAUUAAUCUUUACUUAUGCUAUACUUGAAGUACACUCCAAAAAAUUUCUAUAUCAAAAUAAUCAUUAUGAAUCCAUUUUUGCUUUAAUUUCAUUCAUUUCUUUGAAAUCUUCUGACAAAUUAGUAAUAUAAUGUAGAGUUUUUCUGUAAUAGUAUAGUAUUUUGAUUUACAAUAAGGUUACGACCAAAUAUUUUGCCUUUGCAACUAUGAUUGCCUUAUUUCACAGUUAAGAGGUACCUAAAGUUCAUGUAUGUGCCAAAAAUGUUACAAUAUUUUAAAUAAGUACUAAGAGAAAAUCUUAAUGGUGUACAGUAAUGCCUCUUGAAAUUCAAAAUAAUAAUAAUAAAAAAAGAGACUGGGGUAAUUUGUAAUAAUCGAUAUAUAUGUGCGAAAAUAAUUACACAAAGUUGAAAGAAAAUAAACUACUAUGUACACCUGUUGAAAUUAAUCAAUGUUAUUUAUACUGAUAUGGGCAAGUAAACCUCAGUAUCUGAAAAAAAUGACUCAUUGAGAUUUAUGUAAAUAUGCGUUUGUUUCCACCUGAAAUGCUAAUAAAAUGUAGGAUUCUGCCAUUAUUUGCAUGCUUUAUUUUUAGUGGAAACCAAAUGAGCAAGUUUGUUUAACAAAGCUAAAGUACAAUUAAGGAUAAAAAUACCAAAAAAAAGAGGGGGGGGGGGGGACUUUCAGAUAACUGUUAUUUACCUGCCCAUGCAGAGCAGUAUAGCACAUAGAACGUAAUAUGCUGAUUGUGUUAAUAUUUAAGUUUCAAAAAAGACUAUUAAUUUGUGUUUGAUUAAUAAUGAAUUUAAGAUUACAGGUAGUGAAAUUUAUACAUUUAAGUUACGACACUUUUUGCCUUUUCCUUUGACUAAGAUUUUUGAAGUGAUUAUAGUACCUUUUUUAAAUCAAUGUUUUUAACUUAAGAAGGGCAUACAUAGGAUUGCUCUCUUGAAUAAUUGAAAUGUACCAUUAUAAUGUGUAAAUAACAAUAAAAAGAGAAAUAGAUAAUGAAAGUUAAGCAUUUUUAAAGUUGCAUAUACUAGUUUAAUUUGGGCAUUUACAAAAUUAUUUUGCCAAUGCAUUUGUAAGCAGUCUGAAUAUCAUAUUAAGCACUGAUGUAAAAAGAGUGGAACAAGCUGUGAUAUUACAAAGUGAGCAAAAUUUGAUAGAGGUAAUUUAAAAUGGAUCAACUUAUCCUAAGGAAAGGUGCCCUGAAGCUGACACUUAAGAAACUUCCUAAAGCUGACAUCUUUAAUUAUGAUAAAUGUUUAAAGCAAUACCAAUUAUCGAAAUAAUUUAGAAUGAAUUUUUUUCCCUGAUAUAAAAGAAAAUCAAUUCAUUCUAAAUUAUUUAAGUAAAAUUUUCAUACAUUAUUUUUUACUUUCUAUAAAAGGAUGUGUGUGGCAACCUGAUUUGUAUUGCUUUAAAGAUUUGACAUGCAUUU